UUUCUUCACUCCAAAAAUAAAAUCACAACCAGGAUUUUGCUUUGUUAAAGUCAGUGCAGUCCGACGUACAGUUCGAGUCGGCCGUCAUCUCAGUCAAUCGUUGGCUGCCGACUCACGCUGGCUGACUUUUCGCAUUGGUGUUGGGUUUUUUAAAAGUGAUUCUGCAUUACGCAAUGCUCACUAGUUACAAAGUGCCAACAUUUUUUUGAACUUGUGGAAAAACCAAUCAUUAACAAAAGCUCAUAAAACUAAUAGCAAGAUUCUUCCGUCAUUUAUUACACAGAGUUGCUCAAUCGGUUUUUCCCCUCACACGCUUUGACUCUCGCCAAUCCCUCACGGAUAUCGUCGACCUACAAAAAGGCCAACAUGCAAAAUAAGUGAAAUUUGUUUCCUUGUUACUUUUUCAUCUUCUUUGGUUUGAGGAGGAAUUUCUUAAUUCGCGUAGUGCCUUCAACUGAGAACAAUGUGUCCGGUGCUCAAAGUGUUAACCAUCGUGAUAUUAGCUUUUGGCAGGCAGGGCCAUGCCAUUGAAUUGAACAAAAAUCAGGGAAUUAUGCUUCCCAAUCAACCGGAACAAAUCGUCAACGCUACCACAAACAUCACAAUCACUUGCGUGUUUAUCCACACGGCCGAAAUUGUGUGGACAUUACCCAAACUCUCUACAGAUGCGGCGAUUGAAAGGCGAAACAACCGGACCACUUACACGACUUUUACGAACGAGACGGAGGGACAGACGUACACCUACUCUACGAUGACGAUGGCCAAGGCCAAGAUUGAAGACACUGGAUCGUACAAGUGCCACCUGAAACCAUUCCCUGACCUUCAAGUUGUGCAAUACAUCUACGUUUACGACGGAAAGAAACUAGUGUUUGACGGCGCAGGGGUGGACAGAAUUACCCUGAAGCAUGGCCAAAGGGCUGAAAUUCCCUGCAAAGUGACCCAUCCGAAUGUUCGUGUCAUACUGAAACGCAGCAGCCGGGUGAUCAUCGAACCUUUAUCCAAGGAGGAACUACAAAAAGAUUUAUUAGCUAUUCCAAACGCAAAAUGGGAAUUUGAUAAGCAAACGGGACUGACGCUGAAUAAAGCGACGUUAAGCGACUACGGGAGUUACGAUUGCCAUGGAACACUAGGAAAAACCACCUCGAAAAUGUUAUUCAACAUCGUUGUUAAAGACGGAAUUGAAUUGACAAGGGACGAGGAUGACGAUGGUCUAGUGCUGGAAGGAAGUAACGUCACGUUAAUCUGCCGGGCUUACUUAUUUUCUUUACCACCCAAAUGGGCGUAUUACCUAAAGGAUGACGAUACCCACCCAAUGUAUAUAAAUGAAACUAACCCACCACCCGAGCUCGAUGGUUUGACAAUAGUGACGGAAAAUUCUACUAUUGGAGGAGAAAUUCAACAAAAUUACAAGAGCUUUUUGGAAUUGAGAAAUGUGAGCAGGAAUUCCCCAACAACAUUCCAAUGCAUGAGUGGAAACAUAAGUGUUAUUCCGAAAUCAGUUAAAGAGGCGCCGAUAUUUUCCUUCAAAGUUUUAGUACCUCAGACGCCAUAUAUUGUCGACCCAAACAAUUCAACAAUUUUUCUGGUCAAAGACCAGCAAUUGAUUUUGAAGUGUGAAGGAUACGGACUACCCCAGCCCACCUUUCAGUGGAUCAAGGAUGGCAUCAUUGUAAGCGGAAAUGACAUCACUUCAACGACGAGCAAUUUGUCUUUUUUAACACUGCAUGGUAUUUCCGGCGAAAAUGGAACUUACGCCUGCCGAUUAAACAACAGUCGACACGAAACAUUCAAAUAUUUCACAGUCAAAUUCGCUGAAGAGUCUCAGCUGUCGACGAUUAUUAUCAGCGUGGUGAUCGUUUUGGCAGUAGUUCUCAUCGCUGCCAUUGGCCUCAGCAUCAAAUUGUAUCACGACAAGAAAAUGAAUUUGUUUCCUGGGGCGCAAGCUCUGCUCAGAGGAAACCCCAACGAAAUGAAUGACGAUUUGAGUUUGGAUGACCAGAUUGAAAUAUUGCCGUACGAUAGACGAUGGGAAUUCCCAAGAAAUCGACUGAAACUCGGUGUACAGCUGGGAGCUGGGUGUUUCGGCCGAGUCGUCAAAGCAGAGGCGGUCGGAGUCAAAGACUCGGAGGAAAACGUCAAAACGGUGGCCAUUAAAAUGGUUCGCUCCCAAACCAACGCCGCUGCUCUCGAGGCUUUGGUCAGUGAAUUAAAAAUUAUGAUUUACUUGGGAGCGCAUUUGAACGUAGUCAAUUUACUGGGGGCCUGCACCAAAACCCUAAUAAGAGGAGAACUAUUUGUGAUCGUCGAGUACUGCCGAUUUGGCAAUUUGCAAACGUACUUGAUUAAUCACCGAAAUAAUUUUGUCAAUCAAGUCGACGAACUUGGCAAUGUCUUGUCGGAUGCGGAAAUGCAGGAAAAGAACAGUGCAAGCAUUAAACGAAAAGAAUGUGCAAUUGAUGGAGACAAGUUGAAAGAUCAAGAGAAACCGGAAUCAGUGAGAUACGUCAUACAACGAACCAGAUCGCAAUCGGUUAAUUCCAACCCUACAGUCGAUGACGUAAACUUGACAGACUCGAUGACAGAUGAAUGUGAGCAGCCUGUGUCGUUCGGUGUUUGCCAAGAAGACCCCGAUACCAAAUUCCAUGGACUGACCAUGUCCACAGCGGAUUUAAUAUCUUGGUCUUUUCAAAUUGCAAGGGGAAUGGAUUAUUUGACCAGCAAAAAAGUUCUACAUGGCGAUUUAGCGGCUCGUAAUGUUCUUCUGGCCGACGAUGGAGUGGCAAAAGUUGCCGAUUUCGGUAUGGCCCGUAAAAUGUAUUACGAAGGCAACUACCAACAAACAGGGCAGAAAUUGAUGCCGAUCAAAUGGAUGGCAAUUGAAUCCUUGACGGAUCGAAUCUUUUCCACCCAAUCUGAUGUUUGGUCGUACGGUGUCCUCCUCUGGGAAUUCUUUACCCUGGGAAAAGUCCCCUACCCAGGAUUGGAAGGUAACCAUCAACUCGUCCGCCAAUUAGAAAAAGGAUACCGGAUGGAAAAACCUGAUUUUGCACCCAAUUACAUUGGUGAAAUUAUGUCCAGCUGCUGGAAAGCGGAUCCGAAAGAGAGGCCAUCCUUCAGCGAAAUGGAGCAAAUAAUCAGCAGCCAAAUGGAGUCGACAGUCAGCGACCACUAUUUAAAUUUAAAUAGUUCGUACGAAAAGCUCAAUCAAUUGAAAGUCAACGCCUCUCCCACCGAACCUUUGGGUCUUGCCAAAGCGCUGGACACCAAAGAGAAAGUUGGAAAAAGGAACUCGUUAAACACGAUACUGUCGCGGAAAAACACCCAAACAAAAACUGAUUCAAAGAGGUUUAGCCUACCAAAUAGCAGUGGACAAGCGGAAUCCAAUCAAGAAUCGAAAAAUGGGCAUGGUAACGUCAACCGAACUGAGAGUUUUAUCAAUCGGAUAACACGCAGAGGAUUUCGUUUUCAUCAAGACUUUGCUGAGAUAUUUGUUUAGUUGACUUUGACCGUCCCAUAGCAUCCCAGGAAACAAAUGAAAUGGAAUAGCGAAUCGCUAGGGCCCUUCAGACCUGUACAUCUCUGUAUGAAAUUUGUAAGACCCUCAGGUUUUAUCUGGACGUUACCAAAAGUUGUUUCGGCCCAUUUGUUGCCAAAUCGCUCUGAUUUUAUCGCUAUCUUACAUGUGCUUUCAAACUUAACGUGUGUAUAUCCUAGAGCGACAUUUUACAUAAUAAAAACUAAUUUCGCUUUUUAAAA
Molecule: messenger RNA, 3756 nt
Organism: Daphnia pulicaria
Lineage: Eukaryota; Metazoa; Arthropoda; Branchiopoda; Diplostraca; Daphniidae
Product: vascular endothelial growth factor receptor 1-like
Exons: 17
Coding region: 464-3496 (1010 amino acids)
Biological process (GO): multicellular organism development; positive regulation of kinase activity; cell surface receptor protein tyrosine kinase signaling pathway
Cellular component (GO): signaling receptor complex
Molecular function (GO): ATP binding; transmembrane receptor protein tyrosine kinase activity
Source: RefSeq, a predicted model, not a curated record